This is a messenger RNA of Telopea speciosissima, 2052 nucleotides long. RefSeq lists its product as uncharacterized. The coding region runs from base 1 to 2052 and encodes 683 amino acids. The transcript has 5 exons. The record is from RefSeq and is a predicted model, not a curated record. Lineage: Eukaryota; Viridiplantae; Streptophyta; Magnoliopsida; Proteales; Proteaceae.
AUGGCUGAUGCAUUGAAAGCUCUCGAUCACGUUGAAGGGUUUUCAGAACAACCAGAAACGAUCCCCAACACACCCAGAAGACUAGAGAUCCUUUCACCAGAUCUUCCUUGCACCACUCGGAGAACAUCAACUCAGCAAAAAUCAAUGGCUGAGACUGAAACUAGAGAAAAGACUAUUGUUUCAGAGCCAUCAGAUACGCCAAUUACUCGGAAUGGUCGGAGAAGAGUGGCAGCGUCUUUGGUUCGGCCAAAGAUUGAAACCGAUAUGAAGGAAGACAAUGAAGGAGAAGAAGAUAUGCAAAAUGAAUACUCAGUUGUUCCUGUUCAUAGUGUGAGAAGAUCCGCAAGGUUGUCUAAUAGGAGGAUUCCUAAAUCGAUUCAGGAGAAGGAAUCAAGAAGAGCAGAAGCCGUAAAGAUCGCAGUAUUGUCGGAAGAAGAAGCACAGGAUUUAGAGAAGGAGCAAUCAAUAGAGGGUACUGAAAUCUCUGUUCUCGAAGAAGACAAAGAAACCGAACUUCUGAUUUCUGGUGAGGUUUUAAACGAUAGAUCUGAGACUUUCGUUGGAGAGGAGAGCUCUGUGGUGGAUUCAAGGGACACCACUCCGCUUGAAUCCUCUUUGUCAGAGGAAAUAUGCAAGCCCACUAUUGAAGAAACGGAUACAUCUGUCGCUGACGAUGAUGUUUAUGUUACUGAACCUCUGGCUGCAGGGGUUCGAGGAAGUGGGUCUCUGGCAACCGAGGAGAAAGAAAAAGAGCUUCAUGGACUAUCUGAACCUGAGCCUCUAGAGGAUGAAGAAGAUGGCGCUGCCCUUGUUCCAGAAUACAUGUUGCCUGGAAAAAUAUGCAACUCAACGACCAAGGAGUCUGUUGCAGAGACUUCUUCGUCAAAGGGAAGCAACCCUUCACCAAACAAGGAAUCUGUGGUUGGAGAUUUAAUUGGAAACGAGCAGCUGGAGAGUUGUAAAGUAGAUGAAGGCUCUGAAGGUGACGACAAAGACACUACAUUUGUAGUUCAAAACCAGGAAAAGAAAGAAUCCGGUGAGACUGUGGCCGUUGAGGGGGUGACCUCUGAUUGUAGAUCAAUAGAAGAUGAGAUUUGUGAAAUCCAGCCCCUGGAAACAACAUGUUUGAAUCUUUGCCCCAGAGAAAAUCCAGAGAUGGUUGGCAACAAAGAAUGCAAUUGUGGAUCGCCACUUGCUGCAAUAGAUGAGUUUGUUGGUGAGGUAAUUGUUGAGGUUCUGUCUGAAGCAGAAGAAAUUUCUUGUCUGUCAACAGUGAUAACGAGUGAAAUCCAGUCCCUCGAGACCAGAUGUUUGCAUCUUGGUUUCAGAGAGAACCCACGGACUGUGGGCUGCAAAGAAUAUGAUCCAAGUGCUGGUCAAUUAGUGCUCCAGCUUGAGAGCGUCACUAAUCAGCUUGCCAGGGUUGUUUUUCAACUAGAAACCGAUGAUUCGGUAUCUAAUCAGCAACAGAAAAUGAAUGAUGUUCCAGAGCUGGAGAAUGUGGCUGACCCAGUUCCUACGGAAGUUCUAGCAAUUGAAAAGCAUUCUAUUGAUGAAUCCAAAGAGUCUUUUGAUGAGAUUGCAGAGAAUGACACUGAGAUAAAUGCAGGAAGUUGUUCUGAAGAAGGUGAAGAUGAUCAUAUUGCAGAGCUUGGUGAAAAGUUGAAGGAAGGUAGUGAUGUAGCUGAAGAUAUUGUGUAUUCUUCUUCUACUAAGAUAGGGGAGGAAGAAAAAUCAUGUCAAGAGUCGGUUUUUGAUGUUGCUGUCGUUUUCUCUGAUGAAGAUCCAAUUGAUUUUCACUUUGAAAAUGAAGAGCCUGGUACGGAUAUCAAUGCAGGAAUUGAUAAUGAUAAAUCGAAAAAUGGUGUUGUUUCUUCCUUCUCUUUUGUUGAACAAGAAGAGAAGAGGUCUAGUCAAGAGAGCGAUUUUAAUGUUGCCGUCAUUCCAACCCCAACACCAAAGAAAUCAGGGAACAUGAAACAGACCACCCCGACACAGCUCAUGGUCUUCAACGACAACAAAGAGAACACUGAAGAAGAAGAGCGAUUUUAA